CCGACACCGCCUCGCCGCUGGGACUCUGCUUCCCCAGUUAUCGUCACGUGUGGAGGCAGUGGAGGUGGGAUCGAGGCAGUGGAGGUGGGAUCGAGGCAGUGGAGGUGGGAUCGAGGCAGUGGAGGUGGGAUCGAGGCAGUGGAGGUGGGAUCGAGGCAGUGGAGGUGGGAUCGAGGCAGUGGAGGUGGGAUCGAGGCAGUGGAGGUGGGAUCGAGGCAGUGGAGGUGGGAUCGAGGCAGUAGAGGUGGGAUCGAGGCAGUAGAGGUGGGAUCGAGGCAGUGGUGGUGGGAGACAGUGGAGGUGGGCAGCAGGCCGGCGGUGAGGAGCCAGACUGAGAGUGAAGAUGGAGCCGUCUCUGUCCAUGUUGAGCUGCGCGGUGAUGGGCAUGACGGUGGUCGUCCUCAUCAUCAACACCAUGAACCUCAAGAUGGCGUCUGACGUAAACACCAAGAGCAUCCACAAGCGCCUGGUCCAAAGGGAGAGUGAGCUACAGGGGUGUCAGGAGUCUCUUCACAACACCACCGGCCGGCUGGCUCAAGCUGAGGCCAAGGUCAAGGAGGCGGAUAAGACAAAAGAAUCGCUGAAGGAGUUGGAGAAUACGAAGCAGCUGAACAAGGCCCUGGAGGCGCGGGUGAAACAAGCCGAGGAGACGUUAAAGCAGCACCAAUCCACGAAGAAUGAGCUGGAGAAGGUCAAACGUGCAGAGAACGAGCUGAAAGUUCGGUUGAAAGAAGCUGAAAAUGCUCUGAAUCUUCUGUCCAAGCUUGAGGAACAGAGGAGAGCAAAAGAAAUAUCGAUGAAAAAGACAUGAAAACAACAUCUUAAGGAACUAAAAGAACAUACACAAGGAAGAAUACAUUCUUAGGCUUAAGAUUAAAAAUGCUAUAUAAAAAUUACGAAGGCCAUGACCAUGUAUAAUUUUUUGUGUACACUUUGCGUGGGUGGUGUUGGUCAGGUCAGAUUGUGUUUAAUAUAUAUUAUAUUAAGUAAACUCUUGAUGCAUUUGGUGGGUGUUGAGGCAUGAGUAUACCCACACAUUCCCCCCCCCCUCCCCACAUCACCUCUCAUAUUCUAUACAGUUCUGAGUAUUACUGAGUCAGUUCCAGAUUGUGAGUGUCUCAAUGUUCGUCCACCAGACACAAGAAAGUCUCCACUUAUGGUACAUUACAGAGCUUCCAUAGAGGGAGGAAAUACUCGCGGCAACUACAGAAGAACCUAUUGACUCUCGAACUCAAAUUGGCAGCUACGGGCCUUCUACACAAAUCACUAGUAUAAGUCAGCAUAAAAAAAGUAUGAAUUCAGAUGUUCAGAUGAACGUCCUCAUCUGUAAUCAAACUAAGUUCCAAACGAUCACGGGAUAUACUACUGCCGAAAUGAAAGAGAUAAACACAUUGCCUGAAACUGUUAAUGCCAAAAGAGCUUAAUUCCACCGUAAGAAAGUUACUGGAGAAUACAUGCCUAAGGGAUUGUCAAGAUCCAUAUGCUUGGAAACCCGUUUCGUUUGAUCAUCCUCCAGGUACCCACAUUUCAGCCCGUCCUCCAAACAAAGAUCCAAAAGUGAUUCCAUGCACCCGCCAACCCCCCUGUUUAUGAAUGAAAAGCGGUUUACACAAGACUCA
Molecule: messenger RNA, 1619 nt
Organism: Procambarus clarkii (red swamp crayfish)
Lineage: Eukaryota; Metazoa; Arthropoda; Malacostraca; Decapoda; Cambaridae
Product: moesin/ezrin/radixin homolog 1
Source: RefSeq, a predicted model, not a curated record